Esox lucius (northern pike) is the source of this 2724-nucleotide messenger RNA. RefSeq names its product phosphoribosyl pyrophosphate synthase-associated protein 1. Lineage: Eukaryota; Metazoa; Chordata; Actinopteri; Esociformes; Esocidae. Gene Ontology annotation, biological process: purine nucleotide biosynthetic process; 5-phosphoribose 1-diphosphate biosynthetic process. Gene Ontology annotation, molecular function: magnesium ion binding; ribose phosphate diphosphokinase activity. The record is from RefSeq and is a predicted model, not a curated record. The transcript has 11 exons. Gene Ontology annotation, cellular component: cytoplasm; ribose phosphate diphosphokinase complex. The coding region runs from base 356 to 1552 and encodes 398 amino acids.
ACGUAAAAUACGUGACGCAUGGCUUUUAUUGCCGCUGUUGUAUGUAUUGUUCAUUGCUUUAGUCUGCGGACGAGAUCCGUCGUCUGUGGAUAAUAUUUAGUUUUACUCUUUGUGGCACUACAGUGGUCACAGGAUAUAGAAAUACACAAUAUAAGUGGGCGAAGUGUGAAAUAAACGUGGGCCUGAGUGAGAUUACUCAUCGUAUUUUGUUUGUAUGACCUAGGAAUCGUGCUAUGUCGGCUCUGUAUACUGUUUUGUGGUCUGCAGUCUGUCUUUGACUCUGUCGUUUAUAGUUCUGCAAAUUCAUCGACAUUCUUUGGUUGUCUGAGUACAUCUAAAAUUCAGCCAUUGAAACAUGCAUAAUGCGUUUUGGGCAUUUCUAGUCUCUCGUUCUAAAACUUCGAAACUGUCCAAUAGCUACUCAACGAUGAACAUCUCAAAAAGUGGGUACCGUGUCUUCUCCGCCAACUCGACCACCGCAUGCACUGAACUCGCCAAGAAGAUCACAGAACGGCUUGGCGUGGAGUUGGGCAAGUCAGUUGUUUACCAGGAGUCCAACAGAGAAACCAGGGUGGACGUGAAAGAGUCUGUUCGUGGUCAAAACAUCUUCAUCAUUCAGACCAUUCCCAGAGAUGUGAACACGGCCAUCAUGGAGCUGUUGGUCAUGGCCUAUGCCCUGAAGACCAACUGUGCGGAGAACAUUAUUGGAGUCAUCCCUUACUUCCCUUACAGCAAGCAGUGCAAGAUGAGGAAGAGGGGCUCCAUUGUCUGCAAACUGCUGGCCUCCAUGCUGGCCAAAGCUGGGCUAACUCACAUCAUCACCAUGGACCUGCACCAGAAAGAGAUCCAGGGCUUCUUCAGUUUCCCCGUCGAUAACCUGCGGGCAUCCCCCUUCCUGCUACAGUACAUUCAGGAUGAGAUUCCGGACUACAGGAAUGCCAUUAUCGUUGCCAAGUCCCCGUCGGCGGCCAAGAGGGCUCAGUCUUACGCUGAGAGGCUGCGCCUGGGUCUGGCUGUGAUGCACGGGGAGGCUCAGUGUUCAGAGUCGGACAUGGCGGACGGCAGACACUCUCCCCCUCCGCUCUCCUCCGGGCGCACCACCUCUGGCCACCCUGGUUUGGAACUGCCAUACACGGGGAGGCACCAGGCUGCAUUCCCAGGCAUUGAGCUCCCAAUGAUGAUGGCCAAGGAGAAGCCCCCGAUCACAGUAGUGGGAGACGUGGGAGGACGAAUCGCCAUUAUUGUCGAUGACAUCAUAGACGAUGUAGAGGACUUUGUGGCGGCGGCUGAAAUUCUGAAGGAGCGAGGCGCCUAUAAGAUCUACAUCAUGGCCACACACGGGCUGCUGUCUGCAGAAGCCCCGAGACUCAUAGAAGAGUCCGCCAUCGAUGAGGUGGUGGUGACCAACACUGUCCCCCAUGAGGUCCAGAAGCUUCAGUGUCCCAAGAUCAAGACUGUGGACGUCAGUAUGAUUCUGGCCGAGGCCAUCCGACGCAUCCACAACGGAGAGUCCAUGGCUUACCUGUUCCGCAACAUUACCGUUGACGACUGAGCUACACACACACACACACACACACACACACACACACACACACACACACACACUACACAAUGAGACCAAGGAUUUUCAGCUUUGUUAACACAUUUAUUUUCAUUCUGGUUGGCUUCCUGUUUUCUCAGCACAUAUUUGUACUGUUUAUGCAGACGAGUAGUGUGUUGUAGUCAGUGACAAGAUGAGUGAAUACAAUACCUGUCACAUAUGUAGACUAAUUUAGCACAAACAACAUUCCCUUUCUUAGAAAAAAUGCUACAUGCUGCCAAUUUGCAUUUGGUUAAUAAAGCCCUUUGGAUUAACAUUUCUGUAGUCAUUUAAACCCUGAAUGUUACACUGUGUGGUGAAAGUGGAUCAAGAACGUUAUGGUAACAGAAUCAGAAGGUUUACUUAAUUGGCCCUGUACAAUAAUUGAAUUACAGCACCGUUUUGUUGAACUGAGUUUCGGGCAAUUUUGCGUUAUGUUGUCUUUCACCCUGUACGUGCUGAAGGAUUCACUUUAAAAAAAAUAAUUGAGUGUUCUUGAUUUUAACAGGAUUUUUUUUGUUGCUCUUCGUUGAGAUGCUGAACCCAGUAAUGGCAUGUAGACAAGGCAUCCUUUUGAAGAGUACAAAUGCCUUAACCCCCCAUCUUUUCUCUGUGUAACAUUAACCUCUUCCUGGCUGUCGUGAGAACAUGGUGAAUGGUGGAGAACAUAGUGAAUGGUGGAGUGUUCUGCGGAGUUACAUCAAGUACUCCUGUUCUAUUGUGUGCCUGCCUUUGCUUUUUAGUCUCCCACUCUGUUUACAAUAAAUGGAAUCCCUACUUGUUCUUCAAACCUGUGACAGUGCUGUAAUGUCUUACGGUCCAGGUGAACCUGUGUGCGCCGUUUACUGCCGCUCCGCUAGUGUCAUCUUUGGCAAUGAACUUGAGGCGCCAUGACAAAAUGGAGACAAUGUCUGUUGAAUGUGGUUUGGGGUGUGAAAGGUUUUCAGUUCUGUGUUCCUCUAUAAUUUGAAAUUCAGCCGGUGUUUAUUUAAAACGUGCACUGUCAUUAUGAAAGCAUGUACUACCUUAAAUGGAGUUCAGUGAAGCGUGUGUGGGUUAGGACAACUGAAAUAUGUUACAAAAGUGUGGACAUGCAUGUUCUGUGUAGUGUGUUUUUUGCAACAUGGAUAAAUGAUUUCACUUCU